ACGAAGGAUGUCAAGUGAGAUUUCUUCUUCUUAUCCCGUGAUUGCAAGCAUGCAUUAGCAUCAUCUUGUCAACUGCCUGUUAGAGAGAGAGAGAGAGAGAGAGAGAGAGUUGGAAGAGGAGACCGGUGUACGUCGUCAUGGGGAGAGGGAGGGUGGAGCUGAAGAGGAUAGAGAACAAGAUCAACAGGCAGGUGACGUUCGCGAAGCGGCGGAAUGGCCUGCUGAAGAAGGCCUACGAGCUGUCCAUCCUGUGCGACGCCGAGGUGGGGGUCAUCAUCUUCUCCAGCCGCGGCAGGCUCUUCGAGUUCUGCAGCAGCUCCAGCUUGCUCAAAACAAUUGAAAGGUACCAUAGGUGCAGCUACAAUGCAUCAGAAGCCAUGGUUUCAUCAAAUGAGACACAGAAUACUUAUCAGGACUACUUGAAGCUGAAAGCUCGAGUCGAGUAUCUACAACAUUCUCAGAAAAACCUGCUUGGUGAAGAUUUAGAUGACCUAAAUACUAAAGAGCUUGAUCAACUUGAGGAACAGAUAGAGAUGUCUCUAAGGCACAUCAGAUCAACAAAGACCCAAGUAAUUAUCGAUCAGCUUUCGGAUCUCAAGCAUAAGGAACACAUGUUGCUGGAAUCCAACAAAACUUUAAGAAGAAAGUUGCAAGAAGUUAGUUCCGAGAAUUUGCUGCAACUGUCGUCGCAAAUCGGUGCCAGCAACACUGUCAAUGUGCCUCCUCGACCCGAACAGUUCUUUCAGCCUCUGGCGUGUGAUCCUUCACUGCAAAUCAGAUUCAAUCCAGCCUCUGCAGAUCCAUCGCACAGUCAAGCCAUGGCACAGAAUGUCAAUGGAUUCAUCACAGGAUGGAUAUGAAAAAUCCAUGAUUCCAGUGCUACUUCUAUAUAUCUAUAUAUUCAUUGUCUUUGCCUAUCCCCCUCCAGACCAUUUUCUCCAAUCAUCUGGUCUGAUCUCAAAGAAUAAAGAGGACAACAAAGAUAAGGUCUUUAUGUGUGUUGUAUGAUUAGCUUGUUGACAAAGCCAUGUAAAUUUUAUAUGUGGGAUGCAAUCAAAUAAUUGUUGCAUGCAGACUAAUAAGUUUCUAUGCACUUUUCUGAAGCUCUAUAUUCUCAGCUGAAGAAGAAACAAGAUGUUGUGAUUCAACAUUGUGACCAUAUUACC
Molecule: messenger RNA, 1166 nt
Organism: Musa acuminata subsp. malaccensis (wild Malaysian banana)
Lineage: Eukaryota; Viridiplantae; Streptophyta; Magnoliopsida; Zingiberales; Musaceae
Product: agamous-like MADS-box protein MADS2
Biological process (GO): positive regulation of transcription by RNA polymerase II
Cellular component (GO): nucleus
Molecular function (GO): RNA polymerase II cis-regulatory region sequence-specific DNA binding; DNA-binding transcription factor activity, RNA polymerase II-specific; protein dimerization activity
Source: RefSeq, a predicted model, not a curated record